This is a messenger RNA of Caenorhabditis remanei, 1833 nucleotides long. RefSeq lists its product as uncharacterized. The transcript is spliced from 9 exons. Gene Ontology annotation, biological process: sodium ion transmembrane transport. The record is from RefSeq and is a predicted model, not a curated record. Bases 1 to 1833 code for a protein of 610 amino acids. Gene Ontology annotation, cellular component: membrane. Gene Ontology annotation, molecular function: ligand-gated sodium channel activity. NCBI's taxonomy places the organism in Eukaryota, Metazoa, Nematoda, Chromadorea, Rhabditida, Rhabditidae.
AUGUCAGAUGCGAAAUGUAGCUGUGGUCAUCAAACGGAUCAAACCGGUAGGCAACCGCAAGCAGCUCGAAGUAUGUACAAUAUGAAGCCUCCGGAUGAGGAUAUGAUUUUUAUAAACCCCAUAACACUCGCUUCUAUAAACACAACGAAUUAUGAGCCAGCAAUGAAAAUAGCUCAAUUUCACUGUAAUUGUAAAUAUCUUUGGCUUCGUGAACUGCAUGGACUUUCGGCAUUUAUGAUGUCCAAUUCACUAAUGGAAAAAAUAUUUUGGGCGAUAGUAAUCAUGGCAUGUGCGGGCUGGUCGAUUGUUAAUACUGCGCAAAUUUUGAAGCAAUAUGAAGAUGAAGCAACUACGACAUUGUUGACAAUACUACCAGCUAAGCAAUUAAAGUUUCCUACUAUGAUUUUCUGUCCUCGGAAUCCUGAUUUCAUCAACUAUUAUAAUGUGUUAGAAGAUAUGUACAAUCACCUAGGUUAUAUGGAGAACAAAACUAACUUCCACGUGCUACAGUAUGCAAUGACUGGAUUUGGAUUCGAUAAUGCGGACGGUGACACGUUCAAUGAGACGUACAGAGAGAAAAUACAUUCGUAUUACAUGAAAUGGCGUGACAAUCGAACACAGUAUGAAAUGUUUGAUUUCAUGUAUAACAAGAAUGGAUAUACUUGUCAAGACAUGUUUCAAACUUGUUAUGGGGGAAGUCUCACUUAUAAUUGUUGUGAUAUAUUUCAACCAACAUAUGCGAUGCUUCGGGGAAGAUGCUUCCGGCUGAUGGAUGACUAUUAUCAAAAUGAUACCGAUGAAGUUUCGAAAGUUUCCAUAUUUUUCAAUAAUAUGACAAGUCCAAUAUUGAACAGUGGUGUUUUGCCACAACUGGUUCUCUACAAUGGUGAUUCAAAUAUCGAGGUUGGGAUAUAUCCGAGGUACUACUUGAACAGUAAUGAUUGGAAUCGUAUUCGUUUCUAUCAAAAGUCCAUGAUUCUUCUUCCAAAAAGUGAUGGAUGUUCUACAGAACCCGUUUAUCAAGGGAAAUUCACUUGCUUCGUUUACAAGUGGCUAAUGCAGUUGAUUGAUCAGUAUAAUUGCACACUACCGUAUUUGAAAGACGUCCCAAUAUGUGAGCCUGAUGUAAUUGUAGACAAUUUUGCCAAUAUAAGCUUAACGCCAUCGACAAUUGGUUACAAAUGUACUCCUGCUUGCUCUCGGAUUGAAAAUACGGUUCAAUUGACAACCAGCAUAGACUAUGAUCCUGAUCCAUCAUAUAUGUUUCGUAUCGAAGCGAGCUUCACUUAUUUGGAAUACGAACAGUAUAAGGAAAUUAGAACUACCAGUACAGCAGGUUUUAUAUCAGAGUUGGGAGGACAAGCCGGUCUUUUUGUUGGAAGUUCUAUUAUGAGCUUCGUGCAACUAUUUAAUUCGAUAUUCAUUCAAAUUUACAAGUUAUUGAGGAAUUACUGUAACAAAAAAGGUAUUCGUGUUAGAAUUGGUCUUUAUGAAACUCAUCCGAGUGUACCAGCUGACAAGCAUUAUGAUAGAGACGCCGCACUAUCGGACGAGCCGCCCUAUCCGCUAGAAACAAUUCUGGAAGUCGAAGGACCUCAAGUUAUGGACGCAGAUGGGAUGCUACUCGAAUCGGGUGAACCUGUAUCCGAGCUAGAAGCAAUCGAAUUAGAAACUUGGAGUUCCAAAACUUCUUCGUUCACCGACGACUCUGCUUACUAUCCAACACCAUCCUUCUCGUCUAGUGAGCCCCACUCUACGAUUUCCGAGUCUCCGGAAGACGUUCGACUAGCACAGUUGGUUUGGAUUCGGCAAAACACAGAGGAAGAAAUUUGA